Penicillium samsonianum is the source of this 249-nucleotide messenger RNA. RefSeq lists its product as uncharacterized. Lineage: Eukaryota; Fungi; Ascomycota; Eurotiomycetes; Eurotiales; Aspergillaceae. The transcript has 2 exons. The record is from RefSeq and is a predicted model, not a curated record. Bases 1 to 249 code for a protein of 82 amino acids.
AUGGGCAAUAAGAUACUCCCUAGCAACACUCGCUUGGGCUGCUUCUGGAAUCGACAACGAAAGUGCAUCAACAAUCUCCUCGGCGCGGAAGAUAAAAAAGCCGUGAAGAGCCGCCGUAUUAAUCUGAAGGAGAGUGCAGUUUCUGCUGCCAAAACGGCCAGGGUCCCAGCUCAAAUGCUGCUCUACUGCGUCGCCAAACUCUUGGAGAGUAUCGUCUUCUUCCUGUUCGUCCCCUUCACCAUCAUAUAA